Messenger RNA from Dentiscutata heterogama, 121 nucleotides. The record is from the annotation of a GenBank genome assembly. NCBI's taxonomy places the organism in Eukaryota, Fungi, Glomeromycota, Glomeromycetes, Diversisporales, Gigasporaceae.
GGUUGUUGGUGCAAGUGGUGCACUACUGCUGCACCAUUAAGUUAUCAUAUAAAUUUAAAGCAUUGCACCAGUGGCGAUGCCACUUGCACCAGCAACCCUAUGCUUAUUUCUGUUAAUAAUU